CGCUACUGUUUUAUGCGUUUUACCACUUCACUGUCAAUUUGACAAGUAUUCAUCAUAAUUUUUCAAAGUACACGAAAUCACGUGCUGUUGAUUCUAUAGAAAUCGAUGGCAGAAUGAUUUGGAUCCGUAAUAUUCUUUUAUUGUCAUGACAUGUGCUAUUAAUGAUGUCUCUGCCAAGAAAGCAUGGGAACAAGGUUAACGUCGAUUAUAAAGCACGACUGGAACACAAAUUAUAUCUGGCUAGAGAAAAUCCAGAACCAAUAUUUGAUGUAUCCGAAUGUGCUUUAAAACAUGUACCUUCUGGUAUUUAUUCGCUAUGUAAAGUAUUCAGGAAAAAGGUGCUAUGGAUGUACAGUAACAAAUUAACUUCACUAUCCGGUGGAGGUGCCUUAAGUGAUUUGUCAUUACUUGUUGUGUUAGAUAUUCAUGGAAACGAAUUUACCAAUUUACCGUCAGACAUAAUGUGUCUUGCAUCUCUCAAGGAACUUUAUCUACAAGACAACAAUAUAAGAAAACUGCCAAAUGAAAUAGUGCACUUAAGUAAAUUAAACAUUCUAAAUGUUGCAAGAAAUAACUUGAAACAAUUGCCAGAAGUGAUAGGAAAAUUAAAACAGCUUACUACAUUGGAUAUUAGUCAAAAUAAAUCCCUUCAUAAACUUCCUAAGUCUCUGGGUUAUGCGCAACAAUUAGCACAGUUAAAUAUUGAUGGGUUAAAUCUAUCAUACCCACCUCAUGAUAUUUUAAAUGGAGGCACAAUAGUAAUUAUAGCAUUUUUGGCUAAUGAAAGUGGCAUUGAAUAUUCACCAGAAGAAUCUGUUUCAGAAAUAGAAUUGUCAAAAGAUACAAGUUCAGAUAAUACACUAGGGAUAUAUAAUAAAAAUAAUGAUGUACAGGCAGCAUUACAGAAGCUAACAAAAAUGAAGGAACAUCGUCAAAAUGCAUUGUUAGAAGUUGAAAAAAAUAUAAAACAGCAACAAGAAUAUGAAAUUGGAAUUCAUUCUAUGUUGAAAGAACACAGAAAAAAGCUUUUAAUAGACCUUGCUGUUCAACAGUCGCAGUUACAACAUGAAUUAGAAAAACUACAACAAGAAAGAGAUUCUAAUAGAGCACGUUUACUUUCUUACAUUUACAAUGCUGAAAAAGAAGCAAAUAACGUCAUCAAAGAAUUUCUUAGAAAUAGCGAAGAAGAAAGACAAAGUCAAGCAGAAUUAGUUGAACGUGAAAAACAAGAAGAAAUUAAGCUAUUAUCAUCUUGUCAUUCAGAACAAUUCAUGUUUCGUACCAAAGAUACUCUUAUUUCGAUGGAAAAAUUAUUGGAAGAAGAGCUUUAUAGAACAAGGAAGUUGGAGGAGUAUAGUAAAUGUAGAGAUUAUGCUGCACAAUCUUUGCUCACAUUAGAAGUUAGAAAUAAUGAUCAUUUAGCCGAAAUAGUGCAAAAUCAGGAGAGGAACAGACAAAAUUUAAUUGAUACAUUAAAACAAGAUGAAGUUUUACAAAAAGCUGCUGUUGCCGCAUUAUUAGAACGUAGUGAUGCGCGUUCAUGGAGUAUUGUGCAGCAAGUCAACUUGGUACAAUCACAGUUAGCUGCUCUUACAAGCAUUGAAUUGGAAAAAAGAAAACUAGAAAUGAACCAACAGUUGAAUGAAGUAGCCGAAAAGAGGGUCGCUUUAAGUGCUAUUUUGAUGGAUCUAUUAGAACAACAAAAAAGCAGAAGAGAUCAACUUGUAGAAACAAUCAAUAAUAUUGAACAACAACGCUGCAUCAUUAAUUCUAGAAGAAACAGUCAAUUUUGGUUGAUGCAAUACCAAUCUUUGAUGGAAGCUAGACCUCAGGGUUUAUUAGAAAUGCUAGAACCUACAUUAGUACGACAUGUUGCGAUUGCGGGAGCACUCCAUUGUUUACCAUUUUUAGCUUCUCUACCAUCAUUACUUCCAGAUGUUACUGAUGAACAACUGAAAACUAUCGGCAUACAUUGUGAAAACGACCGUGCCGCUAUAAGACUUGCAGUUGAAAAUUAUUUAGCAGAGGUGAAACUUAACGAGUCUAGGACACCUUCUGCACCAGUAGAACUACCUGUAACACCCUGUGCACCACUCGAAGAAGCAUGUACAAGUUCUAAUUAUGAAGAAUCAAAUCCUAUUCAGAGCAUUACUACUGCCGAGUGUGUAAUUUGCUUGGAUUUACAAUGCGAAGUAAUUUUUUUACCGUGUGGACAUCUUUGUUGCUGUUCAGGUUGUGCAAAUAUGGUUUCUUCAGGUUGUCCAAUGUGUAGAAGUACUAUAGAUCAUAAAAUUCAUAUUAUAAAGCCUUAAAUCAUGAGUUAAAUUUUUUAUGUAUAAUUUUAUCUGAUUA
This is a messenger RNA of Megachile rotundata (alfalfa leafcutting bee), 2352 nucleotides long. Its product is annotated as E3 ubiquitin-protein ligase LRSAM1. Gene Ontology annotation, molecular function: protein binding. The record is from RefSeq and is a predicted model, not a curated record. NCBI's taxonomy places the organism in Eukaryota, Metazoa, Arthropoda, Insecta, Hymenoptera, Megachilidae. Gene Ontology annotation, cellular component: cytoplasm.